AACGACUUGUUUUUGUUUCUUCUCCAUCGGGAACAAUCCCUUUAAAUUUCCAUCGUGAAUGUUUGGGAGAAUCCACAGAAAGCAACGCAAUUUCCGCAAUGGCUUGUCACACCAUCGAAUUCCAUCUUCUUCUUUGCAAGAAGAUUUCCACCUUGUUGAUGGAACUGCGAAUAAAUCUUUUCUCCUCAUCGCUUGCUAUAAAUCCAUGUCUCUGACCUAGGGUUGGAACUUGGAACUCUAGAUUCAAGCUCAAUCUUUGAGGCAUGUUGAGUUUCAAGGAGGGGAAUGAGAAGGGGCCUGUACUGGUUGGUCCAUGGGGAGGACAAGGAGGAGUUCCAUGGGAUGAUGGGGUUUAUAGUACUGUAAGGCAGAUAGUAAUCACCCAUGGAACUGCCAUUGAUUCUAUCAGGAUAGAGUAUGACCGGAAAGGGACUUCCCUUUGGUCUGUCAAGCACGGUGGUAAUGGUGGGGCAAAAACUGACAAGGUUCCACUUGACCAUCCAACAGAGAUUCUUACCACAGUAAGUGGUCACUAUGGCUCAAUGACAAAUGGAAGUCCUAUUAUUAUCAGGUCAUUAACAUUUCACAGCAAUUAUUCAAAAUAUGGGCCAUUUGGUUUAGAGCAAGGAACACAGUUCUCUUGCCCGAUAAAUGGUGCAAAGAUUGUUGGUUUUCACGGGAGAUCAGGAUGGUAUGUUGAUUCUAUUGGAUUUUAUAUGAAGCACAUAAAAAAUCCAAGCCCAUGGAAGUCUUUGGUUCCAUUAAGAACUCUAAGUACUAGUAGUAAUGAUGUAGCUGGUUAUACUGUUAUGGAGGGAUCUGUAGGCAAAGGCUUUGACAUAGUUCUUGCAGUAAGAGAGAGGGGUGAUAACUUACCAGUUAUAUCCAAGAAGUUUACAAGAGAGCCUUCUUCUGUUCCUGAGUAUGCUGAAGCUGGUUUGGUGAACAAGAUUGUUGCUUGUCCUAGCUUAAGUGGAGAUAAUGGAUUGCCAAACUUGGGUGCUGUGACAUAUGGUCCUUGGGGUGGCACUGGUGGAACCAUAUUCGAUGAUGGUAUAUACACAGGAGUUCGACAAAUCCAUUUGUCCCGUAAUGUAGGAAUUACAUCAAUGAAGGUACUUUAUGAUAAAAAUGGGCAAGAAGUAUGGGGAAAUCGACGUGGAGGAAGUGGAGGACUCAAAUUUGACAAGAUAAUAUUUGACUAUCCGUUUGAAAUCUUGACAUCUGUAACUGGCUACUUUGGGACUACAAUGCUGAUGGGGCCAAUUGCAAUUAAAUCACUCACAUUUCAUACUACAAAGAAAAAGUAUGGACCAUUUGGGGAGCAACAAGGGACCUUCUUCUCUUCUUUUUUGGCUGAUGGAAUGAUUGUAGGAUUUCAUGGUAGGGGUGGUUGGUACAUUGAUAGCAUUGGAGUCCAUGUUCUUGAAGGAAAAGUGUCACCACCAGAGAGUCCUCCUGCUGGUUAUCCAUGGAAAGGAAGUGGAAUGGGCAUUUCUGAGAUUGAUAAUCCUCAAUGGUCUAACAAAAUUGUUCUUCCAAGGGGUAUAACUGGGGAAGAGGUUACCUAUGGUAUAGUUAAAGAUCCAGUUCCGAGUGGACCAGGACCCUGGGGUGGAGAAGGAGGUAAACCAUGGGAUGAUGGAGUCUAUUUAGGAGUUAAACAAAUAUUUAUCACCCGUGGAGAUGCCAUUUGCUCAAUACAAAUCGAGUAUGAUAGGAGCGGCCAAUCCGUAUGGUCUUCUAGACAUGGGAGCGCUGGCCAAAUUACCCAUAGAGUUAAAUUUGAAUACCCGAAUGAGGUCCUUAACUGCAUAAGUGGUUACUACAACAGCAUUGGUGGAAAUACUGGGCAAAAUGUCAUCAGUUCGAUCACAUUGUACACGUCAAGAGGAAAGUAUGGACCAAUCGGUGAAGAAUUAGGUACAUAUUUCACUUCUAUAACUACUGAAGGCAAAGUAGUUGGUUUCCAUGGCAGAUGCGGGAUGUAUUUGGAUGCCAUCGGGGUCCAUAUGCAACAUUGGUUAGGCGAUCGCAGAUCGUCCAAGUCUAUAUUCUCAAAGUUUUUAUUCUGAACCAUUGCUAUGCCACUUUUUAUGAAGUCAUUCUGUAGAUGUUCUCAAAUGGAAUUUGAUUGAUACUUACAUUAAAUUACGAUGGUGUGUAUUGAAAUAAGAUGAAGGUACACAAGUCAAACUCUCA
This is a messenger RNA of Dioscorea cayenensis subsp. rotundata (Guinea yam), 2202 nucleotides long. Its product is annotated as jacalin-related lectin 3. NCBI's taxonomy places the organism in Eukaryota, Viridiplantae, Streptophyta, Magnoliopsida, Dioscoreales, Dioscoreaceae. The coding region runs from base 264 to 2075 and encodes 603 amino acids. The transcript is spliced from 7 exons. The record is from RefSeq and is a predicted model, not a curated record. Gene Ontology annotation, molecular function: carbohydrate binding.